Octodon degus (degu) is the source of this 332-nucleotide messenger RNA. RefSeq names its product ribosomal protein S27 (gene Rps27). Gene Ontology annotation, molecular function: RNA binding; structural constituent of ribosome. Bases 16 to 270 code for a protein of 84 amino acids. The transcript is spliced from 4 exons. The record is from RefSeq and is a predicted model, not a curated record. Gene Ontology annotation, biological process: ribosomal small subunit assembly; translation. NCBI's taxonomy places the organism in Eukaryota, Metazoa, Chordata, Mammalia, Rodentia, Octodontidae. Gene Ontology annotation, cellular component: ribosome; cytosolic small ribosomal subunit.
ACCCCCUACGAGAACAUGCCUCUCGCAAAAGAUCUCCUUCAUCCCUCUCCGGAGGAGGAGAAGAGGAAGCACAAGAAGAAGCGCCUGGUGCAGAGCCCCAAUUCCUACUUCAUGGACGUGAAGUGCCCAGGAUGCUAUAAAAUCACCACGGUCUUUAGCCAUGCACAGACGGUAGUUCUGUGUGUUGGCUGCUCCACUGUCCUGUGCCAGCCUACAGGAGGGAAAGCAAGGCUCACAGAAGGAUGUUCCUUCAGGAGGAAGCAGCACUAACAGUACCCUCAAUCAAGAUGAGUGGGAAGCCAUCCCAAUAAACACAUUUUGGAUAUAUCCUG